Messenger RNA from Mytilus trossulus (common blue mussel), 7454 nucleotides. RefSeq lists its product as uncharacterized. The transcript has 7 exons. Gene Ontology annotation, biological process: regulation of DNA-templated transcription. Gene Ontology annotation, molecular function: RNA polymerase II cis-regulatory region sequence-specific DNA binding; DNA-binding transcription factor activity, RNA polymerase II-specific; protein binding. Bases 127 to 3660 code for a protein of 1177 amino acids. The record is from RefSeq and is a predicted model, not a curated record. NCBI's taxonomy places the organism in Eukaryota, Metazoa, Mollusca, Bivalvia, Mytilida, Mytilidae.
CGAUCCCAUAAUGCAAUGCGAUAAUGGCCAUCAUUGGGACAAAACCCUUCUUUGUCUACAAAUCAAAAAUAGAACGUCAAAGCUUUGGUUAAUAAGGUGUCUACAAAUAGGAUUGGCUAAGCAGCCAUGUCAUCCCACAAACAAGAUGAGUUGUGGUGCCAUGACUGUGGGAAGAGUGUACCAGGUAUAUGUAAGAAACAUGGUGGUUUUACACAAGUUUUUGAUAAUGCCAUACCAUCAAGGGCAAGACUUACAUGCCCAGCUGGUCUUGUUAUUAAGCAGGUGAAGACGGAAGAUGGUAAAACAUCUUAUGGUAUCUUUGCUAAAAGAAUAAUACAAUGCAGAUCCCAGUUUGGACCUCUCUAUGGACAAGUUAAAUCUACAGAAAAACAUACUCCAAAGAAAGAGACUACAGAUGUAAGGGGAGAUGAAAAACCACCAAAGGAAACCAUUGAGGAAGGAGCACCCAGUGUUCAACUUAUUGAGCCAGAAAUAACUAACCAAAUUCCACAAAAUAUUCCUCAAAAUUCUCAGCAGCAAGAAGCUGACAUUCAAAGACAAUUAAGCAUUGAAACCCAGCAACAACAACAACAUAUUAACAGUUCUGAAAUGAUCCCACACAAUGACGAUGGACAUUUAUUGUUACAAAACAUUGAUGGGUUUGAUACUGCUAAUAUACAACAACAGUUAGUAUCUCAGCAAUAUUCACAACAAAACAACAAUACUUUUACACUUCAACAUCCUAACAUUGACAAGGCUACACAGAUAAUGAAUAUCCAGAACUGUUUACAUGCUGGUCCUUACGGUGAUGCGGGACUUCAACAUCUAUCUGGUGGCUAUACUCCACAGCAGGCGUUAGAUAUAGUGACAACAUUGUCUGGAGAUACAGCUGCCAGUCAGUUUGAACAGCCACAAUUGUCACAAGACUUAACAUUGCAAGCUUCAAUAGAGGCUGGAAUAACACCAGCUGAUAGUUACGUCAAUGAAGGAUUAACAGAAACACAGCUCUUAGAGCACCAGAUAGCUGUAGCCACACAGGAACUUCAGAAUAUGACUUCUGAUCAGCAACCUUUACCACCAAGUAGUAUGUCGCUCUCUUCACUGGAGAAUACUACUCUACCUUCAACUGAUCACAUGCAACAUAAUACUACUGAGUCAUUACAACAAAACACUGUUCUUGCCUCAACUGAACCUUUACCCACAGUACUAACUAGUGAAUCAGAACAGCGGCCACAAACUAAUGCCAUUGAUGAGCCACUUGCCACAGAAGUUACAAAACAGACAGAUGAAAAGGAAAAAGAAACAGAAGAAAAAGAACUAGAUUAUACAUACGAGAUUAAGAUAUUUAAGGAUGAUGGCUAUGUUGAUAAUAUUGAUAUCUCAGAUGAAGAUAAAUGUAACUGGAUGAUGUUUGUUAGACCUGCCAGAAAUACAGCUGAACAAAAUGUUGUUGUUUAUCAACAAGACGAGCAUAUUUUCUUUGUAUCUAUAAAGCCAAUUCCUUCUAACACUGAGAUAAAAGUUUGGUAUUCUGCUGAGUAUGCCGAGACGAUGGACAAACCACUUCUGUCUGAUCCAGAACCUAUCAUCACAGAGACACCUGAUCAGGAAGCUACAGGUAAACAUGGUGUGGCUGCCAAGUGGGUGUGUUCAGUGUGCUAUGAUGGCUUCAGUGCUUUUGCUGAUCUAGAAGCCCACUUGUGUCCAGGACUACCACCCGACAGUCGUAGAUUGAGAGGUAGACCCAGGAAAGGAAGGCCAAGAAAGUACAUCAAACCAUCAAAAACAUGGAGAGCUAGACUGGAGAAGUCAAGAAUGUUAAAAGCUAAGGUUGUAGACCCUUCACAGUCUCAGCCUCUUCCACCAAGACGGAGAGGGAGACCACCCAAGAAUAAACGACCAGCCUUAGACAUUCCUCCACCCCUACAAGUGGAGGAGACGCCUGAUGAUCAGGCUCUAGAUGGGGAACCAGAAGAUAAAGCAUACAUGGAACAAGUCAUGGACGAUGAUGAAGACGAGGAAAAGACAACUACAGAAAUGUUAGAUGAAAUAUUGGGAGCAGAUGAAGAUUAUCCUGAACCUAUGCCACGAAGACGUGGUCGUAAAAAAGGAAGGAUUCCCCGUGGACCAAGGGCAUCUAGACGGGAACCAAUGCAAUGUCCCCAUUGCACAGAAACAUUUACAAAAGAAGCAUUGUUUGUAAUACAUGUGUCUGACCAUACUGGAGUCAAACCAUUUAUUUGCGAAGUAGCUGAAUGUUCUAAAGGAUUUAUGUCCAAAUUUAAAUUAGAAAGACAUCGCUUGAUUCAUACAUGUCCCCGUCAUCACAAGUGUCCUUAUUGUGACAAGUCAUUCAAUCGUAAAGAUCACCUGAAAAAUCACAUGAUUACUCACGACCCAAAUAAGAAAAGAUGGGUGUGUGAAGAGUGUGGCAAGGAGUAUUCUUACAACUUUUCCUACAGAACUCACAAGGCAUUUCACGAUGCUGAUGCAGGAAGGUCUACAGAGUGUGGAAUCUGUCACAAGCAGCAUGAGACAAGGGAAGAACUAUUGUAUCAUUUGAAAGUACAUAGUGGUGCCCGGUCAGUGAAAAAUUGUACAGAAAAAAUACAUGCUUGCCCUGAAUGUGGAAAGAAGUUUUAUACAAGGAAAGAUGUGAGAAGACACAUGAUUACACAUACAAAGAAAAAAGACUUUCUAUGUCAAUACUGUCCACAGAGAUUUGGACGUAAGGAUCACCUGACUCGUCAUUUGAGAUCAUCUCAUAGUGGAGACAAUGCUAAUAAACCUCCUAGAGCACCUAGAGGGGAGAGGAAGGAAAAACUGAAGGAGUAUGAAAAAGUUAGUGCUGCAGUGUUUCAAGCUCUUAAUAUUCCCAGGGAAGACCCAACAGUGCUGGUCACAUCACAACCAAACAUUAAUAGCAUUUAUCAUACCAUGCAAACAGCUGAUGGACGUGAAUUAGCUGUUCCUAUUCAAUUGUAUGAAAAUAAUGCUCAGUCAGUGAUUAAUAUGUCAAACAUGCAGAACAUACAUCAACAGCAACACAUACCUGCUCAAAUGCAAAGUAUGCAGGUAACUUCUAUUGGAUCACAGAUGCAGUUAACAGAUCAGAGAUACAUAGAUGUCAGUGGGGGUGCCAUACGUCACCAACAGCAAGCUAUGGAUCCAAACGCCCAAACUAACGAGUACCGACAACAUCAGGUGCAAACACAUGGCACAAUGUACCUAACAAACCAACAGCAACCGGCACAACAACAAAUUAUAAACAAAGAUGUUAAUUUAGAUAUGAUUAGAACAAAUGGUGUCAUACCGGCUGAAUACCAAGUGAACCGUGACCAGACCAAUCGACCAACCGUUGUGCAGACAAAUGAUAAUAGACAACAAUCUCAGACAUUUUCCACACUAUUAGGAUACAUGGAGACUUUAAGAUUUUUAGAGAAUCUACCGACCACUGCCCAAGGUGGUGUUAUAGCUCAGAUAGAAGGGGGACCCCCUACUAUGGUUCCUAUUCAGUCAUCAGCAUAUGCAGGUAAUGCUCCACUUAAUAUGAGCCAUCAAAAUGAAAUGCAGAAACGUAUACAGAUACCUGUGUCACAACAAAUUAUUCAACAACAGCAACAACAGCAACAGCAACAUACUUAUCAACCACAGACAUAAAAUAAUUAUCAGUAUCGUAACAUCAAAUUAUGGUUAUGAUUCAUAUGUCACUAUUUAACAUGUUUAAUAGAAUCAAAUGUCUCGAUUUAAAGGUUAUGAUUUUCCAUGAUGUUGGAGAAUUUUAGUAUUUUUGUUUUGUUUGCCUAUUUUAAGAUAUCAGAGAGAGAAUCGUUUAACUUUUGCAGUUUCACUUUAUAUAUAUGAUUAUCAUGAUCAUUUUACUCAAAAUUUCUUUUUUCUCUGAAACUGUCAGUAAAUGAAAUAUAGCUUUUUAUACAGAAGUUCUACUUGUAAUCAGAUGUUUUAAUAGAUAAAUUCCUCAUGAGGUCAACAGUUCCCAUUUUAUAAUAUUUUAAAUGAUUUUAGUCAGCUUUUUGUUUCUAAAAUUGUUAGUGCCUUAAAACCACAUGUUUUGUUGGAAAAUGUUUUUUAUAUUGGUUUUCACUUUAUAUACUUGAAAAAUCCUUAAUUUUUUUACAUGCAAACGUCACAACAUUGUCAAAGUUGAAUAUAAAUACACAUGUAUAUUUCCACAGUUCAUGGAAUAUUACUGUUCAAUUAUUAUUGUUUAUUCAUUUAAUUGUUUUUUUGAUAUUUUAACUCAAAUCAUACAUGCAACUGUCUUGCAAGUACUGCAAAUUCAGAAAUUAUUGGGUACACUUAUUAUUGUGAUUUUGUCAUUUUAGACUAAACUGCGAUUUAAAUUUUUCUAAAUAUCUCAAAAGUUAAAAUGAUUUUAACUUUUGAGAUAUUAAGAAAAAUCUUGUUUAAUUCAUUUAAAGAAUUUCUAACUACAAGUUUAAAUUAGUGUGAUUAUAACCCUGUCAAUUUUUUUGCAAUAAUAAAAACCUCGCAAUAAUUUCUAAAUUUACAGUAUUUUAAUUUUAUCAGAAGCUGUUUUAAAAUGUAUUACAUUAUGAAAACAAAUUUUCUUAAGUGGAAAUUUUGGUCAAUCUAGUUGUGAAGGCUAAGACUUCUGAUAUUUCCUAAACAAGCAACAUAACUUGAGAAAUAUCAAUAUAAUACAGUGUUUUGAAGCUAAGGUAAAAAAUCAAAUUAAACUCUAUUGUAUUAAACCAAAUAAGUAAACACAUGUAUGAUAUUUGGUGUGAGAUUAUUAUAUUUUCCAUGUAUAAGUAACUCUAAUAACAAUUUAUCCCUGCAGUCAGCUCAUUUAGAUGCAUGGCUGUAGUUGAUAUAUAUAGAAUGAUAGGUAGUUGAGUUUUUGAUACUGACUAUAUCAUGUGGAAUAUCUAGACGAGCCCGUUAGGGCAAGUUAAGAUAUUCCACAUGAUAUAGUCAGUGUCAUAAACUCAACUACCUAUUAUUCUGUUUAUCGGUAAUUAUGACGUCAAUCAAUGUUAUGACGUCACACAAUGUAUUGCCUAAUAUUUUCAGUUAUACAGCCAGUACGUUGAUACUCGAAAAUAUUAGGCAAGAUCAAAGGGAAAAUAUAUGAAUUACCGAUAUUGGACUUUAUCAGCUGCAAGGUUGUGGUUGGUAUAUGACUGCUUGUUCAAAGGUUUUUUAAAACAAAUCGUCAUUUGAAUUGUACACAUUAAAGUCUACAUUCAAAUCAAAUUAUUUAUUGUCUAGACUUGAUAGAUUUUCAAGAUGGUAUAAGUUAGCUUGAUUAGAUGGUUGGAUUUUUUAAUCUUAACAAAAUACCAGACCAUUGUUUAAUACUACAUCACAAUGUAAUGUACAGUGAUCAUAUAUUAACAUUUAAAUAUUUGUGCCAUAAAGGGGUGAUCAUUCAUCAUUUAUAUUCAUUUAAAAUCAGUCCUUUAACUUAGACUACUAUCCCUUUUUUUUUAUCCACUUGUGUCAAAUAGUAUAUUCAUCAAGGCUAUGUACAAAUUGCAAUUUUUCAUUUAUCUAUUUAUUUUGUAAUGAAUCAAUGAAAAAACAUAGCUAAUUAUCUUUUUGAAUCGAGAAAAUUGUCAACUUACUACUGCUGAAUUUUGUUGAUUUUUUUUUGGUCGGAAAAUUUCAAUUAUUUAAUCUGGUUAUGUGUUGUUAUCAAUGUAAUAGAUUGUGAUCAGUUUAAAAGAGGAAACACUUAUGAUAAGCAGUGGCGGAUCCAGAAACUUUCAUAAGUAGGGGCCCACUGACAGCUUAAGCUGGGGCCUGCUCCAAUUAUGGUUCAGUGAUUCCCUAUAUAAUCAAACAUUUUUCUUCAAAAGAGGGGCCUGGGCCCUUGAAAAACCUUCUAAAUCCACCUCUGGUACGUCAAUGAUAAUUGGUUGGAAUGCAGCUGCAUUGUCUCAUUUUAUUUCCAUUGAGAAGAUACUACCUUGAACCUUCAGCAUGUUCAGUCACACUUCAUUGACUUUGAUGUUUUGUAUUGUUUACAUUUAGUAUUGCAAAUUAAUUUCAACAUUUUCAUGCUAUCAAAACUAAACAAAAGUGAGACCUAUAUAUAUAUAUAUAUAUAUAUAUAUAACUCGUCUAAACGUCACCCCAACAAUGUUAGAUCUGUAAAUUUGCUAUAUAUUUGUCAACAUUAGUUAAUUAAACUUAUUCUUGCAUACAUUUUUUUUGUAAUUUACAAAAUGAAGAAAAGUCAAAUUUGAAAAGAAAGCACUAUUGAGAUAUGAUUUUUAGUUUGGACUAAAGGUUAACAUGUUGUACAUGUAUCUAUAGACACUAUUGUAAGAGACUACAUGUUUUCCUCUAAAUAUUUUUGCUAUUUUUGUUUCUGGAUUGCUAUCUCAUUACAUUUAAAUCAGGUCUCCUUUCUAUAAGAAUAGAAAUUUAUAAAUAAAAUAUAUUUUUACUUGAUUUCGUAUUUGCAUUUAUCCAGACUCUAAUUCAUUUCUGAGUUUAUGGAACACCAUUUAUUUAGAAUGGCAGUUCUGAUUCAUUUCAAAUGCUGUUUUGAUGAUUUGAUGAAAAAAUGUGACUUUGAAAAGGGGACAGUUUAUCUGAAUUUUUUUUCUAAAAGUUUAUUCAUUUAUAUUCAACUGACAUAUUUUACCAUUUACAUUUAUAUAGCUCUUGAACAUAAAAUGAUGAUUUAGCAUAUUCCUCAAUUUCUAUUUAGGUAAAUCUUGCGACUAGAUUUUUUGUAUAUUUGCCAUCAUGGCCAUAAUAGUUUAAAUGUACUUCUCGUCACAUCAUGAAAAGGAUUGAAAGUUUGGUAAAUAUUUUUGUCUGGUGAUGGUUAUACAUGGCUGCUUUGUAUGAUAUAUACAUGGGGCAUAGGUGCUUUAAUACAUCUCUCAUUCAAACAUUGUUAUAGGCAACAUUUACAUCCUCAUCCUUUUACAAAGGGUUUUAAAUGGGUCACAUCUUUUUAUAUCGAAUUAAUAUGAUAAUUUAUUUUUUCAAUUUCUUCAGUCAGUUGUUAGAAAAUGAUUCCUUAAGAAGUGCUGUAUUAAAAAUGAAAUGUAAGGGCAAUAUAUGAUUGAUAAGACAUAAUAAAUAAAGCAUAGGAUAUGUCAAUUUUAUAUAGGUUGUUUUUUGUUUGAAAUGUUUGUUAUUGAUAACCUGGUAGUCUGUAUAAAUAAAAACUGUUUUCUUUUGACUCCUAUACUUAUAAUGAUUGGAUGAAAUUGUUACCGUGUACAAAUGUAGAUAAUGUAGACAAUAUUGUGUUUGCAUUUAAAGUUACAUAUUAUUAGAAUGUGCUAAAUGUGAAUAUCAGAUUUUAUUGUGAAAUUACAGCUUUAAAUUAUGUAUAAAAUUUGAUAAUUAAGACUUUUAAAGACAUUAUUCAUCUUAUCUUGUUAGAUGUGAUCAUCUUUAGUCAUGCUUGAAAAUAAAAUAAAAAACUGGAGUAAAUUCUUGUA